Messenger RNA from Caenorhabditis elegans, 440 nucleotides. It is a transcript of the gene nlp-46, whose product is annotated as Neuropeptide-Like Protein. The record is from RefSeq and is marked reviewed. Bases 36 to 236 code for a protein of 66 amino acids. NCBI's taxonomy places the organism in Eukaryota, Metazoa, Nematoda, Chromadorea, Rhabditida, Rhabditidae. The transcript is spliced from 2 exons.
ACAAGAUUAAUAAUGCUGCACUUGUAGGGCGAAAAAUGUUGUCAAUUCGUACAUUUGUUCUGGUACUGUUGGUUCUCGUUGGGCUCGCCGCGGCUCUGCCGUAUUUCCGAUUGAACUACGAUUACGAUCCGGUUGAUUUGGAUAAUGAUGAGAAAAACGCAGCUCGUCAAUUUCUUCCGUACAUGAAACGAAACAUCGCAAUCGGGCGUGGUGAUGGUCUUCGACCCGGAAAAUAAAAUACAAAAAUUGCACAUUCUUCUUUUGAUAUUAUGUUUUUAUCACAUUUUCUACUAAAAUCUCAAUUAGAAAUUGCUCUUGCUCAUUUCAUUUAACAACUUGAUUCCGUUUCCUGGUGUGCUGUCUUCAUCUGUUUGUUUUUCUUUUUUUUUGACGAUCUCAAAAUGGUUUAUUUGAUUUUCCCAUAAAUACAUCAAGUUCUU